GUCUACCAUGUUCACCAUAGACGCGUAAAGGCCAAUUCCAACUGCUCGUCAGCUGGUGGACGGCUGAGUCCAUUCACAAGCGAGUACCCAUGUCCAGACGUCGACCACCCAGAGAACUGUGCAGCAGGCGAUCUAUCUGGCAAACACGGCACCAUCAAUGACACGACUUUGUCCGCCACAUACAUUGACGACUACCUCUCGAACAACGAUGUCCCGGGUUGUGCCCAGUGCAUGAGAGGUCGAAGUCUUGUCGUCUCCUUUGCCAAUGGAACAGCACUUUGUUGCGCAAACUUCACGCGGGUUCCAUCUUCUGAC
This is a messenger RNA of Sphaerulina musiva SO2202, 315 nucleotides long. RefSeq lists its product as uncharacterized. Gene Ontology annotation, molecular function: metal ion binding. The record is from RefSeq and is a predicted model, not a curated record. Lineage: Eukaryota; Fungi; Ascomycota; Dothideomycetes; Mycosphaerellales; Mycosphaerellaceae. The transcript has a single exon. Gene Ontology annotation, biological process: superoxide metabolic process. The annotation marks the transcript as partial.